This is a messenger RNA of Actinia tenebrosa (Australian red waratah sea anemone), 3760 nucleotides long. RefSeq lists its product as uncharacterized. NCBI's taxonomy places the organism in Eukaryota, Metazoa, Cnidaria, Anthozoa, Actiniaria, Actiniidae. Gene Ontology annotation, cellular component: nuclear speck. Gene Ontology annotation, biological process: positive regulation of transcription by RNA polymerase II; Notch signaling pathway. Gene Ontology annotation, molecular function: transcription coactivator activity. The record is from RefSeq and is a predicted model, not a curated record.
GUUCUUCUAGAUGACGUAGUGGUUACGUCAGGAGUUUGUCGACCCCUCGAUACWUUGCUAAUCGUAGAAGACGGUUCGAUGUGUGUAUGUAUAUCUGUUGUAGUUUUGGCCAUGUCGCUAGAAAAUUAAGGGAAAAACUCAUGUGACGGGCAAGCGAUCGGCGAAAAUCUCUCUCAGGUGAGGCUCCUUCGAUGUUCUAGGCCUUCGAAGGAACAAUCGGAGUCCUACGACAAAUCGUGAACACUGUUGGUCGUAUUGCAACAUGGAAGAGAGGAAUAUGACUCCUAAACAUCAAGCGGUUGUGGACAAACUCCGUGAACGAUUAGUGCAWUACAGAAAGCGUCACUCCGAUUGCCAGAGCAAACAGGAGCGAUCGCUGGCGGUGCUAGAGGACCAGGAGAGACAAGAAGCGAUGAUGCUACUGAACAAACGACCCUUAGAGGGUCGUAAUACGAAGCUGUUCAACGCAAAAAUGAAACAACAAGAUUCAAUGCCGAAGAUGGAGCAUCCAUCGAAUGGACUGGAGUUGAAGUCUACUAAUGCAAUUCUUCAGCAGCGAAUUAUCUCAAAGCGGAAACACGACCAGGGAAUGAAUAAUAUUCACUUGAGCUGUGACAACGAAAAUGGACAAAUUGGAGGCGAAAGUUUAUCGAAAUAUCCGAGAGCGGACGACGUCCAUAAUUCUUCUCUGGUAUCGCAUGAACAUCAAAUAUCGUUACCUUCCUCGCAAGCUGAACAACAACAACAAUCUGCGAAUCAAGGAGAUUCAUUAUCUAGCGAAACUAUGCYCUCUGGAUCGGUUAUGGGAAGUAACGGUCACUUUGUUGGGGAUACUUCGAGGAGUUCACCGUUGUUAACUUCGUCAGGAGCUCAUCCUUCCGAGACAUAUCAAAACGCCAACAGGGUAGCAUCGCCGAACUCUUUACCUCCAACAGAGUUCAAGCAAGAAUCGCAUUCUAUUGCAGUUUCAUGUGAUGGCGGUCGAACUGUACGUAGUAGAUCGCGCGAUAGUAUACCUAAUGGUUUAGGUCGUACUAGUACAGAGAAUAAAUCUACCGAUCCUAGCGUGGGUCAUGAAUUACAGCAACAGCUUGAUGACUUCCAACGCAUUCUUAAUGAUAUGUUCAAGAACGCUGGAAUUCCUUCCAUAAAUUCCGAGAUUUCACCUCAACAUCACCAGAUUUCUCGACCAGCACAAUCACAAAUUGAUGCUAGGGAUACGCUAAAUGUUCAACAGCAAAAUCCAACUGUCCCAAACCAAGCCACUGGUCAGAAAAACAAAUACCCUACCCCUCCCUCCCAAGGGCCCCCUGGAGCACUUCAUUUGCAACACUUGGCCAGGCAAGCACAAAGCCAGAGGGCCCAAGCUGUUUCUGGGUAUAUGGAUGGACAGGAACCAAAUGCAAGUCAGCAAUUUCGAUCACAGCAAAUGCAGUUCAUGGAUAGUAUUAGAUUUGCUGUUUCAGGUACCCAACCACAAAUGCCAAACCAAAAUGCAAAUCAACCUGCUCAAUUCUCUGCUGCGGGUCGUUUUCGUGGUUCAAUGGCAACAGGUGCCGAUCAGUUUGGGAAUAUGUAUUCAUCAAAGGAUCAGAAUCACAAUGUCAUUAUGUCGACAGGAUUUUCUAGCAAUACUACUCAGUCACUGCAAUACCAGAGAAUGAUGCAAAGCCAAGCCCAACAGCAGGCAUUAUACUCAAGGUUAAAUCAGCAGCAAUCUAUGUCUCACCGGCUCUCGCAUCCCAGUAUUCCAGAACACCAGCAACCCCCGUAUCAGCAAUACCCCACACAAGUUACCAUGUCACAAACAGUCCCUCAAGUCAACAACAAUAUGUCUAUGCAGAACCUUCCUCCAUACACUAAUGGUGGAUACCAAAAUUUACAGUCCUCACAGACGCCAUUCCAGCGACAAAUGUCCAUGCCGUUACCAGGACAGGCUUACCCUGAGCAGUAUAAUCAACAGAUGAAUCAGUAUACGGUUGGCGAUCAGCAAGUACCUUCACAAGCACAACCUCAACAAACAGACAUGUCUUCUACUGCAUAUCAUUUUAAUCGACGCAAUUCAUUCMCGUUGUAUCAUCGUACUAUKAGUCAGCCUGCUCCAUCUUAUGGGCCACCAGGCACGGCAUACCAAGGACAAGUGAAUCAAAUGCGAAACAAUAUACCACCCGGACAGAAUCCUGCUAAUGCUAUGAUAGAUGGCAGGACAAACACCACAGCAGGAUAUAAUUAUAAUAAUAGAACUACAGGCUUUCCAUCGCAAUCUGCAAUGCAAGGACUUAUGCAGAUGCCGCAAAGAAGCAGGGCCGCCAUGACUCAAUCUGGGGCUAUGCCUCCUUCAAGACCAGAUCACCAGACAAUGGGCUAUGGCACAAAUUUAAGAGACUCAAGUAGACAGAAUAUUUCACAGGAAAUGAAAUAUUCCACAAGGAAUGACAUUCCUAAGGUAACAAGGGCACAAAGUUUUUCUGACCCUUUGGCUCUCGACAAUCCAACCUCGACUGCAAAUUCAGAUUCAAAUUAUAAUCCUUUUUCACCACUAGGCUCACUAGAGAAAGCACCAUCUUUUGCAUCACUUCUCGAACAAUCAUCAGGUUCUCUGAAUAACUUGGAGACAACCUAUACUGGCUCUAUUCCAAACUUAGAUCUAUUAGGUGAAAUUAUUGGUUGAUGAUGGUCGUACUAUUGCUUGCAUAACAAGAAUAUAUUCAAUUAUGUAACUGUAUAAUACAGCUUGUGUUAGUGAAUGAAUAAAUCAUUGACAAGUUCCGAUUGGUUGACAAGGUUUUUCCCAUUUAGGUAUUUCUAAGUUUCUAAGGUGUUAUGUCCUUUAUCUAUCUCUACCAAGAUUUGAUUUUAAAGCUCAAAGUACUCAACUAUCUGUUGAAGGACUUUGUGACAAUAUGUUCUUGCGAAUCCAUUCUUGCUAUCCUUCAGUUGUGAUUGACAAGGCAUCUUGUUGUUAAACCACAGUGCUUUUGAAAAUAUGUAUCCACACAAGCAAUGUGUUUGAGAGCCCGUUCCAUGUGCUAUGAUCUAACAAAAGAAUAUAUCCACUUAUUGAAAUCAAACCUUUUAUGUUUUAAAUUUAGAAUAGGUGAUGAAGGUUUUUAGUUUGUUCUUCUUAAGUUCUGGACAUACUGAGCAUGACAGGACUGUUUUCUAUUAUUAUUACACUAUGAUAGUCRAAAGAAAUGCUAUUUUGUUAUUGAAAUUGUGUUAAGGCAUGGUCUUUUCACAGGGUGUCUUACAAUUCAAUUAUUUCAAAAACCUUCAAAAAUAGGCUCAAAGUAUUUAAAUGGGAAAAACUUGAGGAAAAAGAUUUGAAACAUUUGUGUUUUCUUUGACAUACAACUAAUAAGUCUUAAAUUACGACUUCUAGAAUAAAAACAUAUCUAUCUAUUGACCAUAAAAUAAUAGUUAUUGCAGCGCAAUACAAAACAUGAUAACAUUCCAAAAAUUUAAUGAACUUUUUGUCAAAACUUAAAAACAGAUGUAUUUAUCAUCUAAGAUAUUUCAUUGUUCUUCUUGAUAUUUUUAAACCUUGUCUAACUUUUCAAAGUAAUUUUGAGAAAAGAAUUUUAUGUUUUUAAAGUAAAUGUUUAAGAUUGUCUGUUAUUUUAUUUGAUAACAAUAGCAUUAAUUAUGUACAUAAAUAUAUUGUCAGGRCAUCCUCUCAACACUAUUGUAGCCAUAAAAUGGUCCAAGUCUUUUACUACGAAAAACAUCGUCUCAAUAAAAAUAUUUGACACAAAACAUU